This is a messenger RNA of Blastomyces dermatitidis ER-3, 1788 nucleotides long. RefSeq lists its product as uncharacterized. Gene Ontology annotation, biological process: carbohydrate metabolic process. Gene Ontology annotation, molecular function: carbohydrate binding; hydrolase activity, hydrolyzing O-glycosyl compounds. NCBI's taxonomy places the organism in Eukaryota, Fungi, Ascomycota, Eurotiomycetes, Onygenales, Ajellomycetaceae. The coding region runs from base 1 to 1788 and encodes 595 amino acids. The transcript is spliced from 7 exons. The record is from RefSeq and is a predicted model, not a curated record.
AUGGCGUACUCUAGAAUCGCGAACUGGCGGACCAACAUCCUGUUGGUAUCACUUCCAGUCAAUGGAUAUUAUCCACCCCUGAUAUACGCGGCGCCCUCUAGCACACUAGCUAGUGAGAAGCCUGUAUUCACUAUGCCAGACAACGCGGAUCGAGGGGCCUUAUUACUUCCAAAUAUCAAAGAUCCCAAAUCAAUGAAUGCGCAGCAUGUGUGUCCAGGAUAUCUUGCGUCCGAUGUCACCGAAACAACGCAUGAUGUGAACAAGUUGAAUCUUACGGUCGAGUAUCAAUCCAAAGACAGGCUAAACGUCAAUAUCGUACCGGCCCAUAUAUCCCGCUCCAAUCAAUUACAUUAUAUCCUCCCCGAUCAUGUGGUUCCAAGGCCAAAGCCCAGCGAACCGUCGUAUGCUCAUAGCGGCGAGAUAGAUCUCAACUUCAGCUGGUCGAACGAACCCAGUUUUUCAUUCAAAGUGACCCUCAGGAGCACAGGGGACGUGCUUUUUGAAACCACGGGAACGGUGUUGGUGUUUGAGAAUCAAUUAGUCGAGUUUGUCAGUUGGCUGCCUCCUGAUUAUAACCUUUAUGGGCUAGGGGAACGCAUCCAUAGGUUGCGGCUUGGAAACAAUUUCACAGCUACCAUCUAUGCAGCGGAUGUAGGGGACCCGAUCGAUACCAAUCUUUACGGCUCCCAUCCUUUCUAUCUCGACACUCGAUAUUUCGAAGUUCCAAAGGAUGAUAAGCUAAUCCCUGCUACGGACAAUGAGCAUGAUCCUUCACGGACUAUUGAUCUGUACUUCUAUUCGGGCCCAUCUCAACCUGAAGUGACAAGAAGUUUUCAAUUCAGUAUGAUUGGGCUCCCACCAUUACAGCAAUAUUAUACUUUCGGAUUUCAUCAGUACCGUUGGGGCUACAAAAGUUGGACGGAGCUAGAAGACGUGGUGUCCAACUUUGAGAAGUUGAAAUUCCGCUCGAAACCAUUUGGCUAUCGCGAUUUCGAGUUUGACCCUAACAAUUAUCCCAUCCCAGAAGGGCAGAAAUUCGUCUCCACCCUUCACCAAAAAGACUUGCACUGGAUUCCGAUGGUGGAUGCAGCAUCUACAUCCCUAACCCUGAAACCCCCGCCGAUGCGUUCCCGAGAAUGGUGGUCAACUGAGCUAAAAGAAUUUUUCAAUAAAGUUCCAUAUGACGGGAUCUGGAUUGAUAUGAAUGAAGUCUCUUCCUUCUGCGUUGGUAGCUGUGGUUCGGGAAACCUUACUCUCAACCCAGUCCAUCCGCCUUUCCAACUACCGGGAGAACGUGGCAAUGUGAUUUAUGAUUAUCCCGAGGGCUUCAAUAUUACCAACGCAACCGAAGCCGCGUCCGCGUCUUCUGCUUCCCUAGAACAAGCUUCCAAAACUGUGGGAGUUCGGAACGUUAACCAGCCUCCGUACGUUAUAAAUCAUGUUCAGGGUGAUCUAGCAGUUCAUGCAGUAUCACCAAAUGCCACAAGUGCCGACGGAACCCUCGAAUAUGAUAUCCACAACCUGUUCGGACAUCAACUUCUGAGCGCGACUUAUCAUGGUCUCUUGGAGGUCUUUCCAAACAGGCGACCUUUUAUUAUCGGCCGAUCUACAUUCUCGGGAAGCGGGAAAUGGGCUGGCCACUGGGGGGGCGACAACCAGUCCCGGUGGGCUUAUAUGUUCUUUUCCAUCCCUCAAGGCUUGUCAUUCUCCCUCUUCGGCAUCCCGAUGUUUGGCGUCGAUACGUAUGGGUUCAACGGCAACAGUGACGAGGAGCUGUGCAACCGAUAG